Molecule: messenger RNA, 7502 nt
Organism: Cottoperca gobio
Lineage: Eukaryota; Metazoa; Chordata; Actinopteri; Perciformes; Bovichtidae
Gene: shroom4
Product: shroom family member 4
Biological process (GO): actin filament organization
Cellular component (GO): apical junction complex; cortical actin cytoskeleton; adherens junction
Molecular function (GO): actin filament binding
Source: RefSeq, a predicted model, not a curated record
CCCUCCACUCGUUGUUGUUGUUUGAGCGGUGAUGGAGAAGCCGGGGGACUGCUACCGGCGCCGCUAGCUAGCAACGAUUCAAGCCGACAGAGAAACGGGAGAGAAGGGUAGAACAUACACGGAUAACCGGACAUGGAGACGGUUGAGCAGCUCGUCUCUUUCCACCACAUUCAGGUCCAGUUGAGCGGGGGCGCGCCUUGGGGGUUCACGCUGAAAGGAGGGCUCGAGCACGGCGAGCCACUCAUCAUCACUAAAAUCGAGGAUGGAGGGAAGGCGGCGCUGUGCAAGAAGCUGAAAGUGGGCGACGAGCUCAUCAACAUCAAUGGAUCCGCCCUCUACGGCAGCAGACAGGAAGCCCUCAUCCUCAUCAAGGGAUCGUACCGGAUACUGAAGCUCGCUGUCAGGAGACGCAGCGUUCCUCUCAUCAGGCCUCACUCCUGGCACCUGGCAAAGCUAUCGGAGCUGCCCCUCCCUCCCCCUCCCCCUCCUCCGUCUCCUCCGCCCUGCCUCCCCCCUGCCGACUCCCCUCCUCUCCCCCCUCCUCCCCCUCUGUCUGCCAUGCAGCUCCACCCCGGCCCCUACACACUACCCUGGCACACAACCGACAACAGUGACUUGACCUUGCAGUGGGGCCAACUGUCCAGACCUUACUCCUCCACAGACCGAAGCAGUUCCCUGGGCUCCAUGGAGAGCUUAGACACACCGACACCCACCAUACAGCCGUACUCCGACUCCCAUAAUUCACCCGUUGACCCCACCCUCUUCAACAACAAGAGAGACUCUGCUUACAGCUCAUUCUCUGCCAGCUCAAACACAUCUGACUACGCAACAGUGCCACUAAGGCCCGGUGAAGCCUGCUCCAUGGAUAACAUUCUCCAGAGUCUGGGGCCGGCUUGUCGGGGCUACCCUAGUGGUGAUACCUCAACACUGGCGAGUUCAUCGGGCGAGGCCCCAGAUGAGUUGCAGCUUAUUAUACUCAAGUCCAGGUCGCUGACCAGGCCGAGAUCCAGGCCUGUUGAGGUAAAAGAGAGGCCUUCCUCCUGCUGUUACGAGGAGGAGCGGAGGGGAGGAGACUUUGAGAUCAUAAGAAAUGGAGAAAGAGGGAGUUGAGGGAAAGAGAACCCUCCUCAGCCUCCGACCAGAAAGGACAGUUUUAGGGCAACCCGGAGUCGCCCUAAUGCCGCCAGCAAACGCUGCGUCUCUGCUCCAAUUGAAAUUUCCAGUGUUUCUUCUUACCAUGAUGAAAGCAAGUCCUCUCUGAAUGUUGAUUCAGGAAUUCAUAACGGCUUCCCUGCACCAGAAGAAGGUGGCACAACUGGGAAUUUUAAAGAGAGUAACUUAGACUCGCACUAUAUCCAAAGACAGACUGAAGACAUUAGACAUAUCAGAUCUGAUAUCAGUGCUAAUAAAGACUACAAUUCAGAGACCACCUCAGAUCACCUCUCUGACUCAGUGACGGCCUCCCUAGUCCCCAUCACCUCCUCUCGUCCUGCAGAAUCCUCCAUGGAGGUUCAAGAGCAGUCUCGUAUAAUGCUUUCUCCGACCAAGCACUCCUCUACGGGGCUUCAACGGCACAGCUCCCCUGAUAAGCUCCUCGCUACACAACUUCAGUUAUUGCAGUGUAACAGUGACAGCUCUUUAUUGGAGCCUCACAAUCAGUCGAACACUUCUGAUCCCUCCUUGUCCCCUUGUAGCAGCCAGUGGUCCCAUUCUUCAAUCCAGCACACGAGGGAAGACCAAGAAACUCACAACCACCUUCACGCCCCAUCAAACAGAUGGGGAGGCAGCCGUAGCUCAACCCCAGGAUCUGUGUUUUUGGAAGGAGGUGAUGAUGGAGAUUCAAGUGAGAGGCUGGAAGGGAUGGGUGUAAAUGGAGGCUCCCUUACCACAGUUGAGCAUCACCACCCUUGGGGUCGCUCUGUGAGCGUACCUGGGGACCCCACUGGAUCAUCAAUCCAGAGAAGAUUGAGCGCUGACCAAAUACUAGAGAGAGAUUUUGAGCCGCUUAGUGCUGCUGCCAGUGUGGAUACCUUACUGGAGGAGCACAGAGCAGUGGGUGGAGGUAAAAUUGAGGAGAGUGUUGAAGCAGCAGACAUGAAGAAGUCAACCGCGUCUAGGAACCAUCGUCGGAACCGCCGUCGUAGUGAACGAUUUGCUACCAACCUCCGCAAUGAGAUCCAAAGGAAAAAGGCCCAGCUUCAGAGGAGCCGGGGCCCAGGAGGGUUGCUCUGUAGUGGGGAAACUGUUCAGGAGGAAGAAGGUCCAGACCUCAAUGAGGAGGGCGCAGACCAAGACCUGCCUGUCCAAGAGAGAAGUACCGAAGUUGCAUUUGACUCACCUGUCAGUCCCCUAGAUGCUAGCACUACAGCACCAGUUGAGAAAGAAAACACCUCUAGUGAAUUAAACCCUAAUGACUUGCAGACUGAGUCAACGGGCUACACUCAAAACAACAACCUAUCCAGGUCUGUCCAGAUUCUGGACCCAGGAGUGGCAAGUUUUGGUGUUGGCGUCCGAGUUGUGGAGGAACCAGCUCCUGCUGGCAAAGCCCGCCGCUGGCGUUGGACCCCGGAGCAUAAACUCCAACCAGAACCCGAAUCAGACAGACGGGGUGGAGUACUGGGUAAGAAGCUGUUGGGAGUGACAGGGUCCCGGCAUGGGGUGUGUGCCUUCACCUCUUCGUCCUCUUCCUCAUAUAGUCGCUCCUCUUCCUGUUCUCGGAUAGAGGAGUCAGAUAUCCUUCCGUUUGCAGAUAGAAUGAAGUUUUUCGAGGAGACGAGCAAGGGUAUGUCUGGGACAAAUGUCUCGAGUGGCAGGCAGAAAAAAACCCUCCAUCACCCGGAACUCCAGGGAGGGGAACUUGGUCAGCACCCAACCCAAAGAAGAUACUCCUACCAGGGGGGGCUUCAGCAGGAAAGUGCCCUGCUUUCAAACACUGUGGAAGCCAGGAGGCUGUCUGUGAGUACCAGCAGGGAGAUGCAGAAAGAGAAAGAGAGAGAACAAGCGAGAGAAAGGGAGGAGAGGGCAAGGGAACGAGAGAGGGAGGAGAGGCUGAGAGAAAGGGAGAGGGAAAGACAGGAGAGGGAAUUAGAAAUGGCAAGGGUGAGGGAGAUUCAGAGGGAGAGGGAACAAGAGGAAAGGGUGAGACAGUGGGAGAGGGAAAGAGAGAAGGAGCUUGAGUUGGAGAGAGAAAAAGAGAUGGAGAGGGCCAGAGAGCAGGAGCAUCUUAAAAAAGAAAGAGAGAAAGAGCUAGAGAAGGAAAGGGAAGAUGCUCAGCUCAGCUCACAUCAGGAGUUUUAUGGCAGUUCUGGCAUCAAAGAAAGAAAUCAAGACUUCCAACAUAACUUCCAGCCUAAGCCUCAGGCGUUCUCUCAUAGCCAAACCCAGAAUCAUGUCCCGCGAUCAGCUUUUUAUCCUGUCAACACCUCUUCCCAGUCCCUGGAGAGCCAGCAACCUCUUCACCAAGGAUACACGCCUACAGAGAUGUAUCCCGCCCAGCAACAGGAAACGACCAAGCUCAACAGGAAGUACAGCCUGACUGAGAGGGACUACUCCAGCUGGAGACGGGAGUCCAGACCUCCAGAGAGCAACAACCAUCAGCACCAUCAGGCUCGAUGGGGCCACAGACAGGCUGGAGGCGAUGAUCGCAACGGCUACGCGCUCGCUCCCCCGCCGGCUCCUCUGUCACUCCGAGGACGAGCCAUGUCCGAAAACGACCUCCGCUUCGACGGCAGCCACCGCUGGUCGCCGUCGAUUUCUGUUGCGACCAGUCAGACCCUGAGCGAGGUGGAGGAAGGCGCAGGCGGCGUCAUGGGUGGAGAAGCUGUCUACGCUGCCCGGACAAACAGGAAGAAGACGCCGCCUCCACCAAGACCACCGCCCCCGAAGUGGGAGCAGUUCCACCGCAGGCGUGCGUCUCACCACACCCUGUUCUCCUCUUCUUCUUCUCCUCACUCCAUCCCUCCCGCCUUCGACACAUCAGAGGGACACUAUUCCACUCACUCCUCCUCGUGCAUCCCGCCACCUGAAACGUCCAGACAGAGAUCCUACAGCCUCCCUCCAGAGAGGCAUGACAUGUCCGAGGGCUGCCCUCGCUGCAACUGCAGCCAAACUCAGGAAUAUCCCCACACCUCCACCAAUCCCAAUCAACCAGAAAUGCAGCAGCACCCCUCCUCCCACGCUCCGUCCAAUCAGAAUCAGGUUCAGUCUCAGGACCGGUCCUUUACCGCGGCUCCACCCAGUCCCACGUUCUCCACGAGGGCCUUCAGACCGGUGGCUCCGCCCCCGAAAGAGAGUGGCAUGAGGGGCAUGUAUGGACAUCAGGAGAGGGUGGAGGUCUUAUCUUCUCUUCCUCCACCAGCAGAGAAGAGUACGAGCAGUUUAUCUGAGAUGAUCGUCAACCAGGACAGAGUAUCAGUGAAACCUCACAACCAGCAGUCCAACGUGAGACCAGGAGCCAAGUGGGAGAGAGCCCCAUCUCCCAGAGUUCAUAGCGACUCAACCCUCCCACCUGUCUUAGAAAAUGGAGGCGUCGGCAGAGUUCCACCUCCUGAAUCCUACUUCUCCAUUGACUACGAGCAGCAGCAGCUUCGUAUGAAGAGAAGCUUUCAGAACAUCGAGCCCCAGAAGAUCCCCGAACCAGCAACGGAAUCGGAGACGACCCUCAGCCCGAGUCCGGCGCACAGCCUGGACGCAGAGCUGGACAUCCCCAUGGAAACAGACAUCGAUGAUUUCCAGGAGGACGACGUGCUUCCAGACGAGCCCAUCACCAGCGAGCUCCCUUGCUUCGCGCUGCCGGUUACGGUCCUGGAGACGGAUAUCGACACCUUGCCGGACUCCACUGAGGCCUCGCCGUCGGGCAGGACGAGGUUGGAGAGCGGCUCCCUGGAGGAGGAGCUGGAGAGCAGCAGAGAGAGGCUGAGCCUGGAGGAGCUCUUCCCCCAGAGCAGUGAGGGAGAGUCGGGCAGGGAGAGCUGGAGAGGGGCCUACCAAACCACGGAGCACAACACCGACAGCUUGGACAGGCGGUCCGGUGCGAGCUCCAGCUGUUCGUCCUAUUACAGCACGUCGGCAGCCAAAGCUCAGCUCCUGUCGCAGAUGAAGGACUUCACUGAUAACAGAGAGCGGGACGAGGACGACGAGCUGACCUACAAGAAACAGCUGAUGGAGAGCCUCCGCAAGAAGCUGGGAGUGCUGAGAGAAGCUCAGAGGGGACUGCAGGAGGACAUCAGAGCCAACGCACAGCUGGGAGAGGAGGUGGAGAGCAUGGUGGUGGCGGUGUGUAAGCCCAACGAGGUGGACAAGUUCCGCAUGUUCAUCGGCGAUCUGGACAAAGUAGUCAGCCUGCUGCUGUCGCUGUCGGGGAGGCUGCUGAGAGUGGAGACCACGCUGGAUACUCUGGACCCCGAGACGGAGCACCACGAGAGGCUCCCCCUGCUGGAGAAGAAGUGUCAGCUCAUGAGGCAGCUGUCUGAGGCUCAGGACCUGAAGGACCACGUUGACCGCAGAGAGCAGGCCGUCAGCCGCGUGCUGUCCCGCUGCCUGUCCCCCGAGCAGCACAGAGACUACAGCCACUUUGUAAAGAUGAAGGCGGCGCUGCUGGUGGAGCAGAGGCAGCUGGAGGACAAGACGCGGCUGGGAGAGGAGCAGCUAAGGGGGCUGAGGGAGAGCCUGGGCCUGGGGCUGGGGCUGGGAAUCGGUUUGGGAAUGUCGAUGGGAUACGGACAUUACUGACAAAAAGAAACAACAACUAAAGAGAUGAAGAAGGGGGGUUACGUGCCACACUAAAGCUUAUUGACGUCCUGGAGUCCUUAUGCUAAGCUAAGCUAACCGUCUCCCAGCUUGUAGCGUCAUGUUUAGCCACCCAAAAUGUCAGACUGUUCCUUUAAGGAUUAGCAGAGAUCCAGAAGUUGACAGCUCCAACACCACCAGGAAGAAGAAGAAGCUGUGAUUACGGAGCGAUGAGCGUAUUGAUGGUUGUAAAAGAAUGUUUUCCCAACACAGUUAUACUCUGCUUCACGUGAUGUGCCUGAUACUUGUGCUAUAACACUCUGCUAAUGACACGACUCUUCUUCUAACACUACGUUGCCAAAGACAUUUCCUGUCCACGAAUGUGCCACUUGAGACGCUGCUUUGUUUUGUUCUUUUCUUUUGUAUUUAAAUCUCCCGGUUCAGAGAAUCGAAGGAGACUAAAGUCAACAUUGUGAGAUUGCAGCAACACACAUACUGUAUUAUUCCUACCGUCAUAUCACUUCGUAUAACCUUUGCUGUAACAUGUUCUACUGUGUGGGGUUUGAGACUCCACCGACUGUACAGAAGACACUUGUGUUUAUAAUGUAUACGAUGUGUAUAUAGCGAUUUGUUUUUUAAUGACUGGAAUUGGUUGUAAAAAUUGGUUGUAAAAGAUGAACGAAGAAGACCUGAAGAGUCGGCGUUUACUGUAUAUUUUGAUGGGGAAGAGUUUGGUUUGUUUUUGUCGUUAGCUUGUUCCGAUAUUUGGUGUUUCGCCCCCGAACGCUUCCUCCCUUUCUCGUUGAUGAGAAGUUUGAUUCCGCUCUCAGGUUUGUACGUUAAAUGUGGCGCUACAGCUAGCGGUCGGGGUAUUUUGCUAGCUUAGCAUAAAGACUAGAAACGGCUAGCCUCUACAACAGCGAUUGUAGGUAACACAUUAUAAUUACGCAGCCUGGGGAAGGGGUUAAUACUCAGAGAAAAAGUCUUAAAUUUACAAUAAAGAAACUUGAAAUUCUCUGAGAUUAAAGUCGCGAAUUAACAACAAACAAAAACAAGUUUUCCCCCGUAGAUUUGUGACUUUAAUCUCACAGAAUUUCAAAUGUACAACUAGAAACCUAAGAGAAGGUACACGGAGGCUAGCUGUUUCCACUCGUCGUGCUAAGCUAAGCUAACCAGCUGCUCGAUUUCGCUUUUUAUUUACGACAUAAAUAAGUAACUUGGUGUCGAUCUUCUCAUUUAAAUCUCAGCAAAAGAAAAACAUAUUUUAUUUCGCAAAAUAUCAAAGUAUUCCUUUAAAGCUUGAGUAAAAUAUACGUUUUCCUGUAGUUCAAAGUGCCAAAACACAAAAACACUCCCACUGACGUUCCCCAAACGUCUUUUGAUUUGUGGCGUUGCCAAAGUCUCCCGAGCUUUAUCCCGCAUCCUCAACCUUUCAGCGCCGCCUGUCUGAGUAAAUCAAAUAAAGACGAACAAACACAAACUGUCGCUCAACACGAGACGGGGGGGGGGGGGGAGGAUUCGUUAUAUACACAAGUCCACUUGUUCUGUGUUGUACAUGUCACGUGUAUUCUUGUACUGUAACGUGCUGACUUCACAAGAGGGGAAAGAAAGUUGCCUGUUGAGAGUUUUAUUUGUUUCUGUUCGUGUUUCCAACGUCAUUUUGAUUUAUUACAAUUACUUUUGUUGUGUGUAAAAUGCAUUACAAAGUGUGUAACUGCAAGAACACUCACAAGAGAAGGAGUACCAUAAAUAAUAAUAAUAGUAUUUUAAACUAG